Molecule: messenger RNA, 1995 nt
Organism: Saccostrea cuccullata (small rock oyster)
Lineage: Eukaryota; Metazoa; Mollusca; Bivalvia; Ostreida; Ostreidae
Exons: 1
Coding region: 1-1995 (664 amino acids)
Source: RefSeq, a predicted model, not a curated record
AUGAGGAGAGAGGUGAUGGACUUCAAGGAAAUGAUAAUGAAUCAAGUAAUACAAAUAAUAUUAACAGACAUUUCAAUGACCAGUGGGAGUCAUAGAGAAGGAUUCAGGCUGAAGGACUCAGAUUUGGACACAAUGAUGUGGCCAAAUGACCACAUUGUUAUAUGGGACUUAGAACAGACUCAGAAUUAUGACUUAAGUACAAAAACACUGAUUCUCUGUGAUUGUUCCGAUAGCCCACCAGGAUUUGCUUUACUUGAACUAGUGACACCAACACACAGGGAAAGUGUUAAAAAUGCAUGUAUGAGAAUAAAUGACAAACUCUAUGUAUCCAGUUCCAAAAGCAGACAAAUCUUAUGUUCAGUUGUUGAGCCAUUCAAUCCUACUGAACAUGGUCCGUGUUUUAGUGGUGUUAUGGGGGGAGGAGAGUAUGACUUUGCCCAAUGUUUUGCCUGUGAUUUCUGGCCUCCUCCUGCCUCCAAAUGGAUAGACAGAUGUCACGCGUGGCCCACAUCUUAUGUUGUUGAUGACAUAGUCAGAAGUGGAUGCCAUUUUGUAGCAAUAGGACACAAACUCGGAAAACAUGCAGACAAAGAAUGGAGAAUUUCCUUCUCUUUGGCAGAACAAAAACUUGUCUACUCAAUGAACCAUUUGCAAUUCUUAACCUAUGGUCUGCUUAAAUUGCUCUUAAAAGAGUCUAUUAAUCAUGGAUUAAGUGAUAAGGAUAAAUUACUGUGUUCCUACCACAUUAAGACAGCAGUUUUCUGGGUGAUUCAACAAAACACAAUACCUCAUUGGUGUCCUCAAAAUCUCCUGGAGGGUUUCUGGGUCUGUUAUAAGCUUAUCCUUAAAUGGGUGUACGAGGGAGUAUGUCCUAACUUUUUUAUUCCAGAAAACAACAUGUUUCUGAGUAAUAUCCAUGGUAAAGCACAAAAGGAUUUAUUCACUAGGCUUCAUGAAUUGUAUGGGAAGGGUUUAGUAUCAGUACUGCUUCACAUUCCAAGUAUCAGGUCCAGUAUUACAAGUGUCCUACAAAAUCCAAGACAAUCUGUUGAUAAUUAUAGAUACAUGCUGUUCUUCAAGGUUUCUUUUGAAUUAGAUCUAUUCCGUGAGUUGUAUUUAACUCAUAUACCAAUACCAGAUCUACCCCGAUGUAUAAGGCUUUUCAAUGCAGCAGAAAAAUUGAUAAUUUUACCCCUGACCCAGUACCAGGUUCUCGUGCUAAAGAAGUUUACAGCAUGUGCACUCCAGAAUACUGUUUUUAUGUUAUACGACCUUUUUACACUUUUUGGACCACUCAAGGUUAAUACUACCUCUGUUGAAAACAAACAGGUGUAUCUGGCUAACAAAGCAUCCAGUUAUAUGCUGAAAUUAGCCUCCAAGUUUGGUGGUAUUUCUGAUUUGUUGUUCAUUGCAAUGUUUAACUACAAGACACUAAGAUAUAAAGAAGCCCUAUUAGUUAUAGAGAUGACAAAGGUCAUGUUAGCACAGCCGUAUGUACCACUGCAUAUCAAUGAUUUGGCUAAAGUUGCAGUAUGGUAUGAGUUGAGGGAGUUCAUAGGGGGACAAUCCUGGUCUACAAAGAUGAGACAUGCUGUGGAUAUUUUUCUUGAAGUUACAUUCUGUUACAUUAAUGAAUUAGUGCCAGAACAACGAUCUGGGUUACAGAGUGAAUCCCCUGCAUUAUCUAUCCCACUCUAUGUUUUCUUGCAUAUGUUAGAGGUCUUGUGUUAUAGACAUGUAGACCGAUUGAGAGCUCAAACAGCUCUAGAAGAUCUACAGAACCUUGUCCAUCAUGAUCAGAGGAUGUACAUUCGUCCACAUCAAAGAGACAUAUCAUGGCAGAUUCUGGGGAUCUGUCAACAGGUGACAGGGAACCCCCAGGCUGCUUUGUAUUCCUACCAACAAUCUCUCAGACAAGAAAAACAUCACAAUAUUCAAACUGCAACAUUGAUGAGAAUACAAGAAAUCAUGAGACUCAUGCACAUAAAUCAAUAA